AUGGCCGAACACAUUGAUUCUAAUCGACUUAAUAGUGAUCUUCGUUAUCGUUUUGAGUACGUAUCAAAAUUUUUAAAUUUUACAUUGGAUGAUAUUGCUAUGCUUAAUACAUUUGCACCCAUUAUUUUUCCAAUUGUUCCUGUUAUUACUGAUACUGUUUAUAGAAAAUUAUUUUCAUUUGAUAUAACAAAACAUUAUUUUCUUAUUCGUAAUGAAGGUUUUGAAGGUUUUUUACCAAAAACAACUUCUGGUAUUACAUUAGAUUCACCUCAAAUGGAACUACGAAAAGAUAUGUUAAGCGUGUAUUUAAAACGUGUAUUAACACAACGUGAGUGGAAUGAUACAUUUCUUCAAUAUUUAUCUCAAGUUGGAAAAAUGCAUACAAAUGGAGCCGGUUCAGCAUCAAUUAAUGUUGAUUAUAUACAUAUAAAUGCAUUACUUGGUUAUUUAGAACAUUUACUUAUUGAUGUUUUAUGGAGUGCAGAUAGUAUUGAUGAUAAAACACGACAAUCAAUUGUAAUGGCAAUAAAUAAAUUUUUUUGGAUACAAAAUGAUUUUUUUACAAUGCAUUAUUUAGCAUCAUGGAAAGAAAGUUCAACAUCAAAUGAAACAUCAAUGAAAAAAAAUAAAUAUUGUUGUAUAUAA
Molecule: messenger RNA, 645 nt
Organism: Rotaria sordida
Lineage: Eukaryota; Metazoa; Rotifera; Eurotatoria; Philodinida; Philodinidae
Source: the annotation of a GenBank genome assembly